Messenger RNA from Lepus europaeus (European hare), 3264 nucleotides. RefSeq names its product 15-hydroxyprostaglandin dehydrogenase (gene HPGD). The coding region runs from base 605 to 1393 and encodes 262 amino acids. Gene Ontology annotation, cellular component: cytoplasm. NCBI's taxonomy places the organism in Eukaryota, Metazoa, Chordata, Mammalia, Lagomorpha, Leporidae. The record is from RefSeq and is a predicted model, not a curated record. Gene Ontology annotation, molecular function: oxidoreductase activity, acting on the CH-OH group of donors, NAD or NADP as acceptor. The transcript is spliced from 7 exons.
GUUCUUGCGGGACACCCUUACAAUGACACACAGCUGACACCGACUGCCAAAGGAGAUUCUAGAAGCAAUAGGAUGCAGGGUUUCAUAUCCAGUCUCCCUGCAAGCUUGUUAAAAACGCCACUGACUUCCAAACGACGUCCCUCAUCCCCUUCCCAAGGGUCCUGAGAUGGGAACUCAGACUGUGAGACAGAACAACAUCUCCACAAUUUGGCUUUUUGUUGUUGUCCUUUCUUGUUGGGGAACAGGAGGACUCCAAGCUCCCAAGCCAGUCUCUGCUCCCUUCUGUCAGCUUGGUCUUCAGAGCGCUGAAGGAAACUCAGGAACAAACUUUCUGCCUCUCCGGCAGCUGACAGCCACACUCACAGAGCCGAGACAUUGGCCCGGGAUCCAGGAGCCAAAGAUCGCGAAGCUUGGCGCCGCGGAGCGUUCAGGGGCAGGUGACACAGUUGUGGGUUUCUCGGAGCUGGCUUGACAGUUUCCUCCCCGCCCCCUGGCAGCAGAGCGCCCGGCCGGGCUUGCACACGCGCGCGCCGCGGGCCAUAAAAGCAGCGGCCAAGCGGAGACGCGGAGCUCGCCCACCGCCAGCCAGAGCAGCUGCCUCACCAUGCACGUGAACGGCAAAGUGGCGCUGGUGACCGGGGCAGCGCAGGGCAUAGGCAGAGCCUUUGCAGAGGCGCUGCUGCACAAGGGCGCCAAGGUAGCGCUGGUGGAUUGGAAUCUCGAAGCAGGUGUCAAGUGUAAAGCCGCCCUGGAUGAGCAGUUUGAACCCCAGAAGACUCUGUUCAUCCAGUGUGAUGUGGCUGACCAGCAGCAACUAAGAGAUACUUUUAGAAAAGUUGUAGACCACUUUGGAAGAUUGGACAUUUUGGUCAAUAACGCUGGAGUAAAUAAUGAGAAAAACUGGGAAAAAACUCUGCAAAUUAAUUUGGUUUCUGUUAUCAGUGGAACUUACCUUGGUUUGGAUUACAUGAGUAAGCAAAAUGGAGGAGAAGGCGGCAUCAUUAUCAAUAUGUCAUCAAUGGCGGGACUCAUGCCUGUUGCACAACAACCUGUUUAUUGUGCUUCAAAGCAUGGAAUAAUUGGAUUCACACGCUCAGCUGCGAUGGCUGCUAAUCUCAUGAACAGUGGUGUGAGGCUGAAUGCCAUUUGCCCAGCCUUUGUCAACACGCCCAUCCUUGAAUCCAUUGAAAAAGAAGAAAACAUGGGACAAUAUAUAGAAUAUAAGGAUCAUAUCAAGGAUAUGAUGAAAUACUAUGGAAUUUUGGACCCAUCAAUGAUUGCUAAUGGAUUAAUAACACUCAUUGAAGAUGAUGCUUUAAAUGGUGCUAUUAUGAAGAUCACAACUUCAAAGGGAAUUCAUUUUCAAGACUAUGAUACAUUUCCAUCUCCUUGAACAUCUUAUAUAUGAACCAUAAAUGAAAAUUAGUGCAAAUGACUGAUUCACACCAUUAUCUUCAUUUGUCUAUAACUUCUUAAAUGAAAUGUUAGAAGCCUUCUUUCAUGCACUUGCUGUUAAUUUUUUGGAGUCUUUCCUUCAUGCAUUUGAUGUUAACAUUUUUCUAAAUGCAAUUAUUUAAGUAUAGGAAUACUUAAAUAUAAAUAAAAAGUAAUAGACAAAAGCUAAGAUGCAAUAACAUGUGGCCUUUACAGUGUAAGUACUGAUUAAAGCAAAGGAUAUCCAAGGAAUAUUCUGCCUUUCAGAAAAUGUAUUUAAAAUCUGUAGUUCAUAAAUACUGUUUUUCAGAGAAUAAUUUUAAAGGAGAUACUUGAAUUACUAUUUAAAUCCAACCAGAUGUAGAAAACUCAUUUUGUUUAUAUUUUCACACUUUAAAAGAGGGAAGCUAGUUCAUAAUGACAAAUGUAUAGUAAUAAUAGUUUUACUUAUGUGCCAUCUUUAAGAUGAAAUUUUCACUUUUUUAAAGAUGUGGCAUAUUUUGGAGCCAGUGGUUAGGAAUAAAUGAGAGUAUUUUGGGAACUCUGGUGUACAGAAAAAUGAUGAAAAGCAACCCACGGAGACCGUUGAGUCACCGUUCAUUCAGCCUCCCAAGUAGGAAAUAUGUUUCUGUCUUCAUAACUUAAAGAACUUUAAUUGACUCAAAAAAUCUCAGGAAUGAAAAUUUUAACAGUUAUAGAAGAAAAGUAUGCUAGUGCUCCUAAAAUUUUAUAGUUAAGACAUGCUCAUUAAAAUUUUUUAUAAAAUGUUAUGUUUAAGAUAUGCUCAUUAAAACUUUAAUAAACUUUUUAAAAUUUGUAUCAAUUUCAAAAGUGUUUACCUUUCAAUAAAAUUCUUUAUUCUAAUCUCACAAAUUACUUAGAACUUUGUGUAUACCUAUUGAGGAGAUACACCAAUUUUGUCGUAGCCACAAGUAUAAAUGUUUUUGUAUAUAUGCAGAAAUUCAUGGUAACAUGGAGGAAAAAUUAUCUGUAAUGUUUUGCCCUUCUCACUGUCAGAUAUUUUAAGGUACAGUGAUUAAAAGCACCUGCUCUGGACAACACUCUCUCACGCAAUAAUUAAUGUUCAUAACAGCAAAAGCACAAGAUUCCCAGAUUAAUCAAUUCCUCAAACAAAUAUUGUGUAAGUGACUCAUUCUGCCUGCUAACUCCAAACCUAGCUUAUAGCAAAACUUAACCAUGUGAGACUGAUAAGGAUUUCCUAGAGAUUGUAAUGUUAUCGUACUUUGCUUUUUUAAUUCUACCACAGGGAACUGUUGCCUACAUUUUAAAGGGAUAAUCUGAAUAUGAAUAUUAGUCUAGAGUUGCAUGUAAGAUAUUCAACAUCGAAAAAUGGAUGUCAGUGAACAUCUGAUAGAGAUAAAAUAUAAUAUUAGGCACAAACUUGUUUGUGUACUCUGGCAGUGACCAACCAGUGAAUGAUGUAGGUGUGUGCAGUCUCAUUUAUCUUACUAAUAUUAUGUCACUCUAAUGUAAAUAUAUGCUUGGAACUUUUCAUUUAUGGAUUAUUUCUUCUACUGGCAAUUUCACUAUAAUUUAUGCUUUGAAUUAGUUUUUUUUUUUUAAUCCAAAAACCUUUUGGAUAUUUACUAAAUAGAACUGGAAAAAAGGUGUAUGUUAAAAGCUUACUUUGCUUUAAACUUCCUUUCUAUAAAUCACUUUAAGUAAAGCUAUAGUGAUUUUUGAUAUUUCCAUGUAAUUGGUUGAGAAAACUAAUUAAAUCAAUUUGGGGGAGGGGCACUUGGUUUCCUUAAUUGUAUUGUUCAUACGGAUCUUAAUGUAAAUAAUAUGUAUUCCUUUUUAAUGUAUUUU